Drosophila willistoni is the source of this 3820-nucleotide messenger RNA. It is a transcript of the gene wtrw, whose product is annotated as transient receptor potential channel pyrexia. Gene Ontology annotation, cellular component: membrane. The record is from RefSeq and is a predicted model, not a curated record. The transcript is spliced from 4 exons. Gene Ontology annotation, molecular function: monoatomic ion channel activity; protein binding. NCBI's taxonomy places the organism in Eukaryota, Metazoa, Arthropoda, Insecta, Diptera, Drosophilidae. Gene Ontology annotation, biological process: monoatomic ion transport; transmembrane transport. The coding region runs from base 449 to 3412 and encodes 987 amino acids.
GGCGCAGUUCUUUUUAUCAGUCGAUCAAACACCGUUUGUGCGCGCUCUUCAAGUGACGGAUAAAAUAUAUUAUUACUCACACCGCAAACGAACUAAUACUUAAAGAAAGGAAAACAAUAUUCAACGAAAAUGUUGCUGCGAUUCCUGAGACGUCGGCAUUGGGUUUGCCAUUAACAGGAAAACUACAAAAAAAACAAAUAAAGUUGCCAAACAAAGUUGGGCUAUAAAUUUUUCAAUCAUUUAGUAUUGGAAAGUUUGUUUAAUUUUUUGCGUGCGAUUAACUAGUAAGCCAGCCAGCAAACCAGCCGAGCCAAAAGCAAGUGCUUUAAAAAAUGCAGCGCGCAUUUUUGCGCGUUUUAAUUGCAACCUGCAAAAAAAACCAAAAAAAAAAAGACCAAGCAUCGUCUGAGCCGUCAACUAUAUACAUAUAUUGGCAAUACCAACAACCAUGGAGAAUCUUGGCUAUAAGGAGGGCAGCACAAAACCGCGUCGCAUGACACGUUCCAUCAGUGUCGUUACCAAGACCGAAGUGGAACAGCCGCUCAAUGAGAAUAAUGCAAAUAACCGUUUCAAAUCGAUUCCACCCAAUCUGAUGGUGCGAUGGCGCAACACAACUGACGCCAUGAUCGAAGCCCAGUAUCCGACAGCUGGUGAAUUCGAAUACAUGGAGUGUGGUCCAUCACCGCCGGCGGAAAGUGCGCCGAGCAUGUACGAUAGCUUCGAGGAGCCGACCAGUGAGCUAAGCGUACAAAUAUGCAAUGAUACGCUACGUAUUAGCCUUAUAGAUCAGAUGAAAAGUUCUGCUGGCCGUGUCCGUUUCUUUGAGGAUAUCGAACAGGGCAAUGUGAUAGCUGAGAAUACGAAAACACACUUUGAGUCGGCCUCGAAACUGGAGAAGAAUCUCAGUUAUUUGUGGUCAGCAUUUUUGAAACGUUGGGAUCUAAUCGAAAGUUUGCUGGACGCAGGAGCCGAUCUAAGCUUUUGUGAUCAAAAUGGUAUAUCAGCUCUGCAUUUGGGUGCAUUCAGCGGUUGUCUGGCCACAUUGGGUUUGCUGGUGGCCAAGGGAUUGAAUGUGAAUCUACAAUCGAAAUGUUAUACACCAUUGCAUUGUGCGGCCUUUGGCAAUGCCUCGGAGGCGGCCAAAUUUCUAAUCAAUAAUGGUGCCGACAUCACAAAGGAUACUAAUAAACCAAAUUGUGAGGAGAGUUUACUCCAUUGUGCUGUCCGUUCGAAUGCUUUGGAAUGUCUGCAGAUUUUCAUUAGCGAAGGAGCAGAUGUGAAUUCAUUAAAGCCAAAUGGCACAAAUGCCAUACACUUGGCCGCCGACUUGGGUAAUAUUCAGUGCCUGGAGACAUUACUCAAUGCCCCGGGAGCUGAUGCCAAUGUCCGUAUUUGCAUACGUGAAAAGGAGUCGACAGCUCUGCAUUUGGCUGCCGAUGAGGGCAAUGUUGAGUGUGUGGAUCUAUUGUUGUCCAAGGGAGCCGAUGCCAAAUUGAAGAAUCAUCGAGGUUUCACUCCAUUGCAUUUGGCAGCUCGCACCUCCAGUCUGGAGUGUGUAGAGUCUUUGCUACGGAAUGGCAAUGCAGAUGCCAAUGCCGAGGAUUUCGAUCAUCGUACACCGCUUCAUGCGGCAGUGGGUAAAUCGGAGAAUGCCUAUGACAUAAUGGAGACACUUAUUCAAUGGGGUGCCAAUGUGAAUCAUAAGGACAUCUAUGGAUUCACAGCACUCCAUUUGGCCGCUCUGGAUGGCUUGGUGCAGUGUGUGGAAAUGUUGAUAUUCCAUGGAGCUGAUGUAACAACCAAAUCGAAGAAGGGCACCUCAGCCUUAAAUGUCAUCACACGCAAGACACCCGCUUCGGUGGCCAUGAUUAGACAGAAAUUGGAUGCAGCCAUCACAUUGCAUCACUCACAGGAUCCUGUUAAUCGUGAAGUGGAAUUGGAGUUGGAUUUUCGUCAACUUUUGCAGCAUUGUCAUCCACGGGAAAUAAGCUAUCUGAAUACAUUUGUGGAUGAGGGGCAAAAGGAGAUAUUAGAGCAUCCGCUAUGCUCUUCCUUUCUCUACAUCAAAUGGGGCAAAAUACGUAAAUACUAUAUUGGACGUUUGAUCUUCUGCUUCAGUUUUGUCCUCUUCCUAACGCUCUAUGUGCUGACGGCACUGGCACACAAUUGUUACAAUGGCAGCAAGGAUGAUAAUACAACGAUUCAGGCACAGGAAUUGUGCCAAAAGCAAUCCAUAUUGGGUGAUAUGUUGCGCAACAAUCCAUUUGUCAUGGAAAUGCAAUGGUGGGUCCUGGUGGCCAUCACCAUUGUGGAGAUAUUUCGAAAAUUGUAUGGCAUCACGGGAUAUUCAUCAUUUCGACAUUAUGUGACGCAAGUGGAGAACAUUAUGGAAUGGUUUGUGAUCACCAGUGUCUUUGUCAUAUCGUAUAUAUAUACGAAACAGACAUACACAUUCCAGAAUCAUAUUGGAGCCUUUGCCGUACUCUUGGGCUGGACGAAUUUGAUGUUAAUGAUCGGUCAGUUGCCAGUGUUUGAUGUCUAUGUGGCCAUGUAUACACGGGUGCAAGGAGAAUUUGCCAAACUCUUUAUGGCUUAUUCGUGUAUGCUGAUCGGUUUUACCAUUAGUUUUUGUGUCAUAUUUCCAUCGUCGUCAUCGUUUGCCAAUCCCUUUAUGGGUUUCAUUACGGUCUUGGUCAUGAUGAUUGGGGAACAGGAUUUAUCACUUCUUAUUAACGAUCCAGAUGGUAAAGAUCCACCGUUUUUACUGGAGGUCAGCGCACAGAUAACAUUUGUGUUGUUUUUGCUAUUUGUCACCAUAAUUCUAAUGAACUUACUCGUGGGCAUUGCUGUCCAUGAUAUCCAGGGGCUAAAGAAGACAGCUGGCCUGUCCAAGCUGGUGCGUCAAACGAAGCUAAUUAGUUAUAUUGAAUCUGCCCUAUUCAAUGGUUAUCUGCCCACUUGGUUGCGUAAUCUCCUACACUAUACGGCACUUGUAUCGCCGCAAGCCUAUCGUGUGGUCCUAUGCGUUAAGCCCCUCAAUCCCAGCGAGAAACGUUUGCCACGCGACAUCCUAAUGAAGGCUUAUGAAGUGGGCAAAAUGCGUAAACAUUUCGGUCACACAGUCAGCUCGAAAGAUCCGGCUGAGAAUUAUCUAUCGUAUAAGAAUAAGUAUAAUAAUAAUAAUGGCUGUGCCACUACGGCUUAUGUUCUACCCGAUCCUGAUCCCGAGGCAGCGCAAUUCACCACACUGACCACCAAGAUCGACGAUAAUGCCGAUCGCAUAGAGUUCCUCACCCAGGAAAUUCAGGAACUGAAGCAGGCUUUAAUAUCGCAACAGCAGCAGGCUAGCAAAGUGAUUGAUAAAUUAUUAAUAGUAAUUUCCAAUCAACAGAAGCACAAUUUGCGCAAAUAGUGGCCAAAAAUUAUAGCAUUUAGUUUAGCAAUUGAUAUUAUACUAUACAUGAUCAUUCGAUCAUAGUUUUUAGAUCACAAGUUAUAUAUCUUGUAAGUGUGAAAAUGGAAAAUAUUGUUGAUAUUAUACAAAGUAGCAGCGAGUUGUAGUUAACAUAUACACAAAAACAAAAAGAAACAUUUUGAUAAUGAAGCGCAAGGCGCCCUAUUCAGAUACUAUAUAUAUAUAUAGCCAUAUGCAUACACCAUACUAUUAUUAUAAAUAUACCUAAAACUAUUAUCUAUAACUUAGUCAAUUAGUUACAUUAGAGGCGAAGCAGUUGGCAGGUUUGUUUUGUGGCUGGUUUUAGGCUGUGUCUUUGUUGAGAAGAGUUAUUAAUUUUAAAGAGAUUUAUAUAUUGAUUAAUAA